Neoarius graeffei (lesser salmon catfish) is the source of this 1073-nucleotide messenger RNA. RefSeq names its product chromosome 2 C1orf131 homolog (gene fsaf1). Bases 107 to 883 code for a protein of 258 amino acids. The transcript has 7 exons. The record is from RefSeq and is a predicted model, not a curated record. NCBI's taxonomy places the organism in Eukaryota, Metazoa, Chordata, Actinopteri, Siluriformes, Ariidae.
GAGAGGACAUUACGCGAAAUACGGUAGUAGUUGUAAGCAGAGCACGUGAGAAUUCUGUUUGUUUUGGUAUAUAUGGGUUUAUUUAUUAUUUAUUCAUGGAAAAAAAAUGAAGAUUAAGAGAACAGAAAGAGAAGAAGAGGAUUUCGAUGUGGAUCAGGAUGUUUUGGAUCGGAUUCUGAACAAGUUGUACGAUUUUGGAGAUGGACCAGACGACAAGCGAUCAAAGAAAAAACGUAAAAAGAGGAAACGGAUAAAGCAGGACGAAGAAGAGGAGGAGGACGUCACGGCGCAGGAAGAGGCUUUAGAUAGGACCGAUUAUGAAAACGGUGGCACGAAAGUGAGUGACAUGACCACCAACAGCGACUCUGAGACUUUAGAAAGCAACGCGCCGCGUGUCGAGAUCGUUACGUUUCAGGAUCCUUUGAAGAAGAAUAAAUUAAAACGGGCUGUCGAAGCAGAAACCAAAGUGGCUGAAGUGAAGGAGAAAAAGACAAAGGACCUGGAUGUUCUCAGCAUGGAAAAGGCUCGGCUAGACGUCCACCAGUUCGGCAUCAGGGGAUUCCAGAAGCACCAGCAAAGAGUUUUCGAGCAGGACAGAGCCAUCAUGCUGGGAGCCAGGCCUCCAAAGAAGGACUACAUCAAUUACAAAUUGUACCAGCAGAUGAUAAAGGAGAAAAAGUCCAAAGAAAAGGAGCAGGAGGCCAGUACGGAUGUGCAGAACAAAAAGAAGAAGAAGAAAACAUCUGGAAAGCAAAAGAAUGUGAAACGUAAAUCCGGUUCCUCCAGCGCGGAUCCGACAGGCCACGUGGGCCGCUUCAAGGACGGCAUGCUGGUCCUGAGCUCGAAAGAUAUUCAGAAGUUAAAUAGAAGAGUGAGAAAGUGACGGAGAGAGGGGUGAAUUUUGCUGCUUUAACAGGACUGAACCAAAUCUCCACCACUUUACCUGUAAUCGAAAUAUAUGAUGCGCAGUGGAUUAUGGGUAGAAGCAAGAAAUCUCACAAUGCUGGACAGAAACCCACUGAUAUUUCGUGUGUGUGUGUGAGGGAGAGACAUGAAUAAAAAUGAAAACCUGA